AUGAGCAAAGUAGAGAACAAAAAAAUAUUCGCUUUGAUGACAGGAGCAGCAGUCUUAACUGGGACCAGCAUUCUGCUUUACAGAUUUUUGAAGAAGACAGAUGGGAAGACAAUUAUUGAUCCUUAGGUUAUUGACAGGGAAACUAUCAUCAAAAUUUUAAAGGAAUUAAAGAAGGAGCUUUUCACUGUAUUUCAAAAUUUUGCAGCUGUUGCUAUUAAUAUUAAACAAUAAUCAAUGGGAAGGGCCAGACCUGAAGAUAUCAAAAUGAUGCUCUUGGAAUAGCCUAUGUUUAGAGGGGAGAUCGAGUAAGUCGAAGAAAUGGUAUACAACUAAUUUAGAAUCACAAAAUAACAGGUUGAGCACUAUUGCCAAAAUGUCUAUCGUGAUGACCCAACAAUCAAAGAGUUACAAAAGCAAAUGAAGGAGUCUUUCGAUAGAUCUUUUUCAGGCUAAUCUCCAGAUCCUAAAACUGAUAUCCCAGCCUUUCUUACAGCUGAUACAACUUUUGAAAUUCUUGAGAAAGUAAUGACUGAAAGUGCCUUGAAAUUAAAUGAGAAAUUGCUAGAAUUACAAGAUAGAGGUGAAUAAAUCAAUUUCUAAAGUCCCAAAAUGAUGGAAAUUAUGCAAUCUCUUAAAAUGGACAGUUCUAAAAAGGAUAUCUUAGAAUAGUAUGGAUUGAAUAAAUUUGAAGAUCCAGGAAGCAAAAUUUUAUAAUAUGCCACCUAAGUUUAUAGUCAAUAAGCAAAUAGCAGUUUCAAUCUUAAAAUGAAGCAAUUAGAUAUGAAAUAUUAAUCUAUCAUGGAAUAACUCAUCAUGCAAGGACCCAUGAGUAAUGAAGAAUUGAAACAAAGAAUGGAAUAAGUUCCAUAAUAAUAAGCACAAUUCCCAUUCUAAGGUGCUCAAUAACCACAAAUCCCUCCAAAACAUGAAGAAUAGAAAUAACAAGAAGAAUAACCCAAAGAAGUAGCAUAGGUAAAUGUAAAUGAGGAACCUGAAAUAUAGAAUUAAGAAGCUUAAGAGUAAUAAUAAGAAUAAUAAUAAUAAUAAGAAUAAUAAUAAUAACAAUAAUAAGAAGCAGAAGGAGAAUAACAUGCAAAUCAACCCUAAGAUCAACCAGUUCCAGAAUAAUAAUAGGUUUAGCCAGAAAACCAAGAACUCAACUGA
Messenger RNA from Paramecium tetraurelia, 1164 nucleotides. RefSeq lists its product as uncharacterized. The transcript is spliced from 4 exons. NCBI's taxonomy places the organism in Eukaryota, Ciliophora, Oligohymenophorea, Peniculida, Parameciidae. The record is from RefSeq and is a predicted model, not a curated record.